Messenger RNA from Brugia malayi, 231 nucleotides. RefSeq lists its product as uncharacterized. Lineage: Eukaryota; Metazoa; Nematoda; Chromadorea; Rhabditida; Onchocercidae. The record is from RefSeq and is a predicted model, not a curated record. Bases 1 to 231 code for a protein of 76 amino acids. The transcript is spliced from 2 exons.
AUGAAUGAUAAUUUGGAUGAUAACAAGGAAAGCGUUGAUAACGUUGUUGUUGAUGUUGUUGUUGUUGGUGCUGGUGUUGUUGUUGUUGAUGUUGUUGUUGUUGUUGGUGCUGUUGAUGAUGAUGUUGGUGUUGGUGAUGAUAUUGCUGCUGUUGAGUUAAUGCAAAUUUUAAAAUUAGUCGCUAUUAAAUAUAAGGAAAAAGUGCAAAAAAGGAUGCGAGGAGGAGAAUAA